CCUUCGAGAGCGCGGUUUCGGUCGCGGGGUGAUGACGGUGUGGGGCCCAGUUGUGGCGCCGACGAUGGGCGACGAGAGCGCGGCCGGGGAGACGGUGUUCCGGCGGGGCUGCGGCCAGAGUGAUGACUCAGACAUUUGGGAUGACACGGCGCUGAUCAAAGCCUACGACAAGGCAGUAACCUCGUUCAAAAAUGCCCUAAAAAAUGGUGAAUGUGUUCAGCCAUUGACCAAGGAGUACAGAGGAACUGGAACCAAACGAAAAAACAAGAGGCACAAAAAUAGGAAGAAGAGUAAUGUCCAUCCGGACAGAAAAUGGCGAGUUGGUGAUACUUGUAAUGCAGUUUGGUCAGAAGAUGGCAAUGUGUACUUGGCUACCAUUCAGUCUAUUAGUGAAAAACAAGGAACAUGUGUUGUAAUGUACACUGGUUAUGGAAAUGAGGAAGAGCAGAAUUUAUCAGACCUGGUUCCAGCUGAUGUGUCUGAAGCAGAAAAUGAGGGUCUUGAACAGAAAAAUGGGACUGGCCAACAAUCGACAGAUGAGAGUGAUGCUAUUUCACCUAUAACUAAACCUCGCCAAUCAAAUGAAGCUAAACCAAAAUCACCGAUGGAUCAAUCUUCCUGGAACCGUCGUUCUCCUCCUCAACCACCACGAAUGCCAGGAUUUAGCUUUCCUGAUGGGAAGUUUCAUGGUCCACCACCUUUUCUACCUGGAUGGCUGCCAACAGGUUCUGCGGGGCCACCGUUAAUUCCCCCUCCUCCACCAAUGAGUCCAGAUACUACAGAUGAGGACGAUGAAGCUUUAGGAAGCAUGUUAAUAGCCUGGUACAUGAGCGGCUAUCACACUGGUUAUUAUUUGGGCCUCAAGCAAGGGCGAAUGGAAGGGGGCAUGGGCAAGAGUCCUCGAUCUUAGUUUGUUAAAAUGUGAAGAUCUCUCUCCUAAGGAGAGGAGUGCAACAAUUUUGCUGUGGAUUAUGUUGAAAGUUGUCUGACUGAAGAAGCCACUAGUACAUGUAGGAGGAUCCCUUGGGUUUAGUAUGUACCUUUUUUGUAUUGAAUAGUGAAUAAAAACAACUAUUUCAAUUGCUUGUUUAUUGUUGCAAAGAAACCUUGCUGUGCUUUUCCAUUUAUUGAUACAUAACGAGAAAAUUCACCCUGAAAUUUCAAGUUUUCUUGCCAUUGUAACCCUGUAACCAAAAUUAUUAGGGCAUAGUAAAUAUCAUGAAAUGAUUGACUAUGGCUAUCUAAGUUCCCUAGCUGCAAUCCCCUGUGGAGCGUGUAUGGGGCAGUGCUUGUUGAGGGAAAGGAAAACCCCUCUAUCCCCUUCAGAUGAUCAAAGAAAUUCACGUGACAGAGACACACUUUAUCUUCAUCCCUGAUUACCCAGUCUAGAAGUUGUACGGUUUCCUCUAAACAUUUCUGUCAAAUCUGUAUAAGGUGAUGUAGUUGUUUCCAGUGUUUAUACUGACAUAGCCCCUUUGUUUCAAAGACGUCACUUGGGCUGCCUCAGUCCUAGUUAAAUAGACUACUACUUCUCAAGUCUAUACAGGUGAACAUCCUCCAGUUUGCUAAUCAUGUAGUGGAAAUCAUUAAAUUAGGAAUUGCUCUCGUGUCUAUACUUCCAAUCUUUUCCUCGGCCUCUGUUAACCACAAUAUAGUGGCAUCAAAUGUGAACACUUAGUGCACAAAAUGUUGUGGUUUAGCCAUCCAGCUAUCUUGCCAAUACUCCCUUGUGUUACCUGUAUUAAAAUAAUCUGCAACCACUGGCUGUGGAUCUCCAGAGAUCCAUAUACAUCAUGCCUAAAUCAUUCUGUUGCUCAUACACCAUAGAGAGGUGAAACUUUAGGGUAAGCACUGAAAAUAUAAACUUUGUACUUUAUAUACAGCCCAUGUAAUUUAUUAAAUGGUGAAUGUCUCCUAUCCAGUGUAAGGUCUUAGUACAAAAAUAAUUGGUAAAAGUGAAAGCCCUGAUAUUCUGGUGAAGGGUCUUCUGGCCUGAAAUGUUAACGGUUUCAGUUUUCAUAGAUACUGUCUGAGCUGCUGAGUGUUUCCAGCAUUUUCUGUUUUAAAAUCCUCAAUGCCCUGGGUUUUGCUGCUGUACAGAACCAGUGUCAUUAUUUUUGAUAUUGAAAAAAGUUAAACAUUUCCUAUAGAUAUUUUUAUGAAUAUAAUGUGAUCAGUAAAUGUCUUUCUU
This is a messenger RNA of Pristis pectinata (smalltooth sawfish), 2191 nucleotides long. It is a transcript of the gene smn1, whose product is annotated as survival of motor neuron 1, telomeric. The transcript has 9 exons. NCBI's taxonomy places the organism in Eukaryota, Metazoa, Chordata, Chondrichthyes, Rhinopristiformes, Pristidae. The record is from RefSeq and is a predicted model, not a curated record. Gene Ontology annotation, cellular component: nucleus; cytoplasm. Gene Ontology annotation, molecular function: RNA binding. The coding region runs from base 32 to 910 and encodes 292 amino acids. Gene Ontology annotation, biological process: mRNA processing.